AUGAAAGCGAGCUUCUCGAGCUCGACCGCCCCACCCAAUGAUCGUUACGGCCGGGAGGUUGAGGACAACCCGGAGGACCUGUUCGAGGAUUUGGCCCCCGAGGACGAGGACACCUUGCAGUCCAAGCAGCGCCAAGUGUUCGACAUGAUUGCCAAACACUUUUGUCCGUCCCUCUCCACAAGGCCGGGUCCCCUGCUUAUCAAUAUCGAUGGCAAGGCUGGGACUGGCAAGUCCCACCUGAUCAUGCUGCAGUACUAG
Molecule: messenger RNA, 258 nt
Organism: Penicillium mononematosum
Lineage: Eukaryota; Fungi; Ascomycota; Eurotiomycetes; Eurotiales; Aspergillaceae
Exons: 3
Coding region: 1-258 (85 amino acids)
Source: RefSeq, a predicted model, not a curated record